Molecule: messenger RNA, 1104 nt
Organism: Fonsecaea erecta
Lineage: Eukaryota; Fungi; Ascomycota; Eurotiomycetes; Chaetothyriales; Herpotrichiellaceae
Exons: 2
Coding region: 1-1104 (367 amino acids)
Source: RefSeq, a predicted model, not a curated record
AUGCGACUCUUCCAGGUCCCUUUGUCGCUGACCUCGCUCCUCCUCACCGCCAAAUUCUCGCGAUUCGUCAUUGCAGGAUUCUUGCCCGAUUUCCUGCAGAGCUUUGAAGAUCUCCAAGAUAUUGAGAAGAGAUGUGAAAAUCCAUGCGGAUACUAUGGGCAAUUAUGUUGCGAGACCGGCCAGGUCUGCUACACUGAUUCCAACAACGAGGCCCAGUGCGGAGCUGGAGCUACGACAACCGCCGCGGGACAAUGGGAAUAUACCACUGUGACGUUUGUACAGACAGAUUUGAAGACUGUCACCUCCACCUACAGCUCGUAUGUGCCGGCGAGCACAAUCAGCUGCUCAUACUCUCUUGGCGAAACUCCCUGCGGCAAUGUUUGCUGUUUGUCAGGACAGUUCUGCCAGUCUCCUGGAAGCUGCGCAGCCGUGGGCGGGGGGAGUUCUGGAUACUACAGCAGCCUGUAUACAGUCACCACGGUCAUUACCAACACCGCGAGCGCCCCACUCCGGCCUACCAGCAACACCCUCGUCACCGUAACGAGCAUUGGAGGCGCCACUACCACAGCACCUUUUCAGACACCGGUAGGCACGGAUGGCAGUAUCAUUGUUGGGCCGUCAUCGUCCAAAUCUGGUGGUGGGCUGAGUGGUGGUGCAAUUGCCGGCAUUGUGAUUGGUGUCAUUGCUGGCAUCUUUCUCCUCAUCUUGUUCUGCGCCUGUUGCAUCUUCAAGGGACUGAUUGACGGACUUUUGGCCAUUUUCGGCCUUGGUCCGCGACGAAGACGCACCGAAGAAGAAGUGUAUGUGGAAAGACACUCGCACAGGGAUGGGAGAGGACGAAGGACGUGGUUCGGUACCAGACCAGGGAGAUCUGAGGUUGUGGAGGAGAAGAGGAGAAGUGGAUGGGGAACAGCAGGCUGGAUGGCUGCAGCACUAGGGGCUCUGGCCCUCUGGCUGGGGCUGAAGAGGAGAAAUCGACGUGACGAUAAGAGCAACUCGGACUAUGACAGCUCCUACUUUUCCGAAUACACGGUAUCAAUGAAAGUUCUUCGGACCGAAGAACGAGGCGAAGCAGCAGAUCAAGGUCGAGACGAUGAAACGUAG